AUGUCUCGUGUCCCUGUGAGCUUUGGUCUCCUUCUCUUGCUUCAUGUUCUGAGCUCAGCUGGCCUGAAGGAGGCAAAGGAGGUGGACAUGGAGGUCGUGGUCAGCAGGACACCCUGUAGUGCCACCUGUGGGGUGGGGCUUACAACUGAGACGCUGUGUUUCCUCACAGGUGGAGAGAAAGUCCUCCAUGAUGCAGCAGGAGGUCAAAGUGAACCUAAGGUAUCAGACAAGUGUCGGAUCCGUAAGGUGAAAUGUCUGCAGACAUGGCAGUGUGGACUCAGGACGUUCACUGUGACUGCAGGAGACAGAGUGGAGCUCAAAUGCCUGGAAGAGGCCUCAGAAGACAAGGGGAGGUUCUCCUGGAGGGUGAUUUGGCAUUUUGCAAAAGGGGUAAUCAGUUCGGAGGAUGCUCUGUUUGCUCGUCUGAAGGCUCCUUUGAUAGACCGGGUGGUUCUAGAUCCAGUCAGAGAGAAUGAUGCAGGUACCUAUCGCUGUAUUCUGCAGGACACCGCCUUCCGCAGGGUUAAGAGGAUCGACUGGGGGAUCCGGGUUUUGCCUGUCGGGUUUGUGGAUCUGCAGUACGGCAGCUCUCAGGAUGAUUGGGACCAGCAGAACCAGACUGUGAGCUCAACCCAGCAACACAAGGAGAGAACUGCACUUAAAGUGGUGGUGAUUAGCUUUGUCAUCGCUGGAACAACAGCCGGACUCGUCCUCCUGCUCCUGUUCAGGAUGAGCAGACGGCUGCUGAAACGGACCAGAUGAUCAAGAAGAUUAGGACCAGUGUCCUGAAUGUUCCAGCUGGAGGACUGAAGAAAUGUAAAGCUAAAGGUUCCACCAAACUCAGUUGACUUAUUUCUUCAUUUCUGUUCUCCACCACAUGUGAAAAUGUCAAUGAGUUCAAUAACAGUGUGAAU
Thalassophryne amazonica is the source of this 914-nucleotide messenger RNA. RefSeq names its product transmembrane protein 81-like. The coding region runs from base 1 to 762 and encodes 253 amino acids. The record is from RefSeq and is a predicted model, not a curated record. Lineage: Eukaryota; Metazoa; Chordata; Actinopteri; Batrachoidiformes; Batrachoididae. The transcript is spliced from 5 exons.